CAAACUUUACCUGUGUUAAACAUGUUACAAACGCGUAUAAAAUUAUGAAAGAGUGAUAUUUUCUUCAUUAAGUUAACAAAAAACAACAAAACAAAUACAAUCAUAUAUAAGUGCAGAAAUCCGCUUCAGUUAGGACUUACUUUCUAAACAUGGACGUACGGAUAAAUUUGAUUAAUGUGUUAUCAUUAAUCCUUGUUGUUACCUCAAGAGGAACAGACGCUACUUGUUAUUUGCCUAUGCAGAAUGGAGUAUGGGAAUAUAAUUACACAAAAGUAUCAGACAAUUUAAAACAUUCGACAACUCUGAUCAUCGGAACUACAACGCUACAGAAUUCCGUCAUCCAUUUAGAUGCUUAUGGGACAACAAUAGACGAUUGGACUUGCAUCAAUAGUAAACUUUUAUCUAACACAGAGGGAGUUGCGGUGUUCAAAAGUGACACAAGCUUUACCAGUGGUCCUUUUAGUGGUAACAGACGGCUAUAUCUUUGUAUGAAAUUGACAAAAGUGACCAACGAUUUAUAUUACUUUUACAUUUUGUCAGAUAUUUUCCCUAACGUCACUCCGAAGGAGAGAGUGUAUGCGUCAAAAGAAGGAAACGCCCCAGAUGAUGAUGCACCGAUGUGUAGUACGUUUUGUCAAUACACAGGCUCACCGAAAAUUCGCACAUUAAUAAGACAAGGAACUAGUGACGAAAUACCUGGUGAUGCAGCAUUAUGUGAACCAUGUGACAGCACAUGUGAAGUGGAUAGAUGCGAUCCAAACCCAUGUCAGAAUAAUGGAAGUUGCAAGGAUUUCAAAGACGGAUACAACUGCAAAUGUACUUCUGGUUGGAAAGGAGAAAAUUGUACCACGGCGAAAACAUCUUCCUCAGUCGGGUGGAUAGUAGUAGUUGUAUCAGGAGUGACUGUCGUAGUUGUAGCUGUAGUUGUGUUGGUAAUAAUUGUGGUGGUAUUGAGAAAAAGAAGAAAAUCAACAUUUGGAGUGACCAAGAGGAAUAUCAACACUAGUUCAGAUGAUCAUAAAAACGGGGAAAAUGAACUUAAGGAAGUAGAACAAAAGCUUGUUGCAAAGACGUAAAUCGGUGAAAUCGAAAAAAUCACAUGGACAAGACACUAAUACCCUGUUUGUUGAACUAGAACUAGUAGAUAAGCAUCAUGAAUCUAACUGUGAUACUGUUGAAACAGAAGCAAACGAGCAACAUCCUGUUAUUGAUAGACAGUCUGCAGCAAAGGAAACAGUGAACAACAAUGCAUAAAACCUAACAUAUUUAAUUCCUAACAAGUCAAUUGUAAUUAUAAAAAGUUACUGUCAUUUGUAUAGAACAUCUCCAUGUCUGUUAGUGUAUCAGCAUAUUCCCGCUUAGAAUGUAGCAAAAUAAAAUAACAAAAGAAGAUGCGGAUAUAUGUCAAUGAUAAAGCAACCAAACUGCACAAAACGGUCUUCCCUUUGUAUAGUUUAGUUGAUUAAUUGUUAACUGUAUCGGCAGACCUAAAAUGUUCAAGAUGAUACGUAUCCCAAAAACUAACUUAUUUUGAAAGGUGGUUGUAUUUGGACUUCUCUAGGCCGACUGUAAACCUCUUGAUAUUGUGCCGUCAGCUUUGCUGUAUGGAAUGUCAACUAACGCCUGCGCCUCCGGGUAGAAUGAGGACGAAAUAUUCGAUUUUCAGAGAUAAAUUCAAAGUCACACUACCACGACACCAACGAGCUGGUUCAGGGUAAAAAGAUAUCAAUGGCCAAACAAUGAAGAAAAACAUAGUAUGACAACAAAUUGGUACAAAACAACAUAAAUCAACUGUCGAAAUAUUUUACAACGAGAACACCCUUAAUGCUUGUGUGGUCAAGUUAAGUGAGGACAGCGUCCAAAUUUGAUUUGAUCUGUUCAGUAUUAAUCACGACAAUUAAAAAUCAGUGAAAUAGUUAUUGGGAUAGCAUUUUAAUAUAAUUAUCAUAUUUCAGAAAUACCCCGAGAAUUAUGAUAAAUCAUACACUAUUAGCGUGUCCUCAUGCACUGGUAAAAAAGAACAAAUAACUGUUGAUAUAAGAUUGAGAAUGGAAAUGGGGAAUGUGUCAAAGAGACAACAACCCGACCAUAUGAGCAGACAACAGCCGAAGGCCACAAAUGGGUCUUCAAUGCAGCGAGAAACUCCCGCACCCGGAGGCGUCCUUAAGCUGGCCCCUAAACAAAUAUGUAUACUAGUUCAGUGAUAAUGGACGUCAUACUAAACUCCAAAUUAUACACAAGAAACUAAAAUAAAAAAAGAUACAAGACUAACAAAGGCCAGAGGCUCCUGACUUGGGACAGGCGCAACAAUGCGGCGGGGUUAAACAUAAAUUUUUAUAUCUCAACCCUCCCCCUAUACCUCUAGUCAAUGUAGAAAAAACAAACGUACAACAGUACGCACAGUAAAACCCAGUUUAAGAGAAAUCCGAGUCCGAUGUCAGAAUAGGAAACAAAAUGACAAUAAUACAUAAAUAACAACAGACUACUUGCAGUUACUGACAUGCCAGCUCCAGACCUCAAUUAAACUGAUUGAAAGAUUAUGUCUUCAUGAUAUGAAUAUCAGGCACAAUCCCUCCUGUUAGGGGUUUAGUAUUAUACCAUCAUAAAAUAUAUGAGAAGAACAUAACCCGUGUCAUGCCAACAACUGGUUUUAGAAUAAAUAUGUUUAAUUCCGAUGCAAAGACCCUAUAAGUGAAUCAAUAUUAAAGCCAAAAUAAGCCAUCUUUAAUGACCUGACAACAGUAUCGUAACUAUAUCCCUUCUUAAUAAGUCUGUUUAAAGGUUUUGUUAGCUUUUGAGGUGAAUACUGACAUUUUUGUGCUUUGUAAAUAUUAUAUUUCAUGCAUUGUACUUUCGAGUUGAUCAACAUCGAACAAUCACAGACUAUGAAACUGUUUAAGUCUUAUAUAGGGAUCACUUCAAAAAGUAACAAAAGUUACAAGAAAAUCUCUGAUCUAUAAAAUGAUACUACAAUUGCAAAGGUUUUCAACGCUUAACGUAUAGGCUUUUGUAUUCUUCAAUUUGUAUGACGUAAGUAAAUCACGAUGUUUUCGUUUUUUUUUUCCAUCUUAGUGUCAUUGCAAUAAAUAUAAAGUUUAUGAUCAAAUAGUGUAAUAAACAAAAUAUGCUUCAUUUGAUAGCAUUUUGUAUAUAAAAGGGUAAGAAUAUGUACAUGUAUGUUUUUUCUAAUAAUUGCCUUAUAAACCAACCAAUCAGUCAGGAGAAAAUAUUCACACACAUAAACAUAUCAAUAAAACCAUACUCAUGAACGGAUUUGUUUUAUAUACAUCAAAAGUCAUUUCAUUCGAAAAUCGAGAAAAAAAUACACAUAAAAAAAUAA
Messenger RNA from Mytilus californianus (California mussel), 3340 nucleotides. RefSeq lists its product as uncharacterized. The record is from RefSeq and is a predicted model, not a curated record. Gene Ontology annotation, molecular function: calcium ion binding. Lineage: Eukaryota; Metazoa; Mollusca; Bivalvia; Mytilida; Mytilidae. Bases 150 to 1076 code for a protein of 308 amino acids. The transcript is spliced from 8 exons.